AUGUUUACUUAUAAUGAACUGAGUUUUAAUUUGCAGGGUAGUCAAGCUCAAGCUUACAUAUUGGACGACAUCAUCGACUAUGUUAAAUACUUGCAGAAUCAACUAAAGGAACUAAGUGGAAGUAAAUUGCAAAGUGACUCAAAUGCUAUACCAUUAGUUUUUCAUGAGGGUUAUGGGUAUUAUAUAAAGGAUCAAAUGCUGAAUGAGCCACUUGAAGAGAUAAUGGGGAAACUAGUUGAAGAACAUUCAGCAGCAACAAGUCAGCUACUUGAAAGCAAAUGUCUUAUUCUACUGCCUAUUGCUUUGGUUGAAGAAUUGAACCAAGAUAGCUAG
Lathyrus sativus (Indian pea) is the source of this 333-nucleotide messenger RNA. Lineage: Eukaryota; Viridiplantae; Streptophyta; Magnoliopsida; Fabales; Fabaceae. The record is from the annotation of a GenBank genome assembly.